This is a messenger RNA of Scophthalmus maximus (turbot), 1286 nucleotides long. RefSeq names its product stomatin (EPB72)-like 3b (gene stoml3b). The coding region runs from base 96 to 947 and encodes 283 amino acids. The transcript is spliced from 7 exons. Gene Ontology annotation, cellular component: plasma membrane. The record is from RefSeq and is a predicted model, not a curated record. NCBI's taxonomy places the organism in Eukaryota, Metazoa, Chordata, Actinopteri, Pleuronectiformes, Scophthalmidae.
UGUUACAGCUUUAAAAGGCUGGGUGACUCCCCCCUGAUCAGUUGCACUUCAACAAACUCUCUCCUCACACUUCCCAAUUCGGCUUCGAGCGACACAUGGAAAUGGAGAACCAGAUGGAAAGCCAAAAGGGAAGAGGAAUUAGCAAACAAGACUUAAUAUCUGAACGGACGGGGUCUCUUGGAUGCAUUGGUUGGUUCAUCGUCAUACUCUCUGGCAUCUUUACCAUCUGCCUCGCCCCGUUCACUAUCUGGUUUUGUCUGAAGAUUGUUCAGGAGUAUGAGCGCGCCGUCAUCUUCAGACUGGGUCGCAUCACAGACAGGAAGGCUAAAGGACCAGGAAUUUUCUUUGUUUUGCCGUGCACCGACUCCUUUGUGAAGGUGGAUCUGCGAACAGUUUCAUUUGACAUCCCACCACAAGAGAUCUUGACCAAGGACUCGGUUACAGUUUGUGUGGAUGGAGUUGUGUACUUCCGGGUCAGCGACCCCAUCGCCUCUGUGGCCAACGUGUCUAAUGCUGACUUUGCCACCCGUCUGCUGGCACAAACCACCCUCAGAAAUGUUCUGGGGACAAAGAACCUGUCUGAGCUCUUGUCUGAUCGUGAGGGCAUCGCUCACAGCAUGCAGACCAGCCUGGAUCAAGCCACAGACGACUGGGGCAUCAAGGUGGAGCGUGUGGAGAUUAAAGAUGUGAAGCUGCCACAUCAGCUGCAGAGAGCCAUGGCUGCUGAAGCAGAGGCAUCACGAGAGGCCAGAGCCAAGGUGAUUGCAGCCGAGGGUGAGAUGAAUGCAUCUCGUGCCCUGAAGGAGGCUUCCCUCGUGAUCGCAGAGUCUCCGUCAGGCUUGCAGCUUCGCUACCUGCAGACCCUCAGCACCAUCGCAGCAGAGAAGAACUCCACCAUCAUAUUCCCCCUGCCCAUGGACAUCAUAUCUCACUUCAUGCGGAAGUGAUUUCUCAGUGAUAAUUCAUAUUGAUGGUCCCAUAUAGUCAAUGUAUAUUCAUUUCUGCAGCCACGUGUAAUAACUGCCAGAACGCAAGAUAAUGUUGUUGAAUGGUCCAAUUUUUUUUCAAACUGAUCAUACAAACACCUGAAUGGUUUGUAUAGUCAAACUGUGACGAGGCCAAGCCUGCGAACCAAUGUGAUUUAGAUUAAAUACAGAGUAGUCAGCAUAGUUUAUAUAUCAUACAUUUUGUUAUGAAACUAAUGUUAUAUGUUAAUAAAGUAUAUCUAUAUAAGAUGUAUGCAAAAUGCAAUCAUACUAAUAAAUGGAGAAAUCCAUCCUUCUUUC